AUGGUGUGCACCCUGCUGUCCCGGAAUCUGGAGAUGGAGCGGGAGCAGGUUUCAUUUGAGGACGUAGCCGUGGACUUCAGCCGGGAGGAGUGGCAGGACCUGGAUGCUGCCCAGAGGACCCUCUACAGGGAUGUGAUGCUGGAGACCUACAGCAGCCUGGCGUCCUUGGGUCACUGUCUGAAAAAACCUGAGUUGAUCUUCAAGCUGGAGCAAGGACUUGGGCCAUGUACUGCAGCAGAAGCCUCGGACAGGAGCCUCCCAGAUCUUCCUAUAUUGACUACCCAGAAUGUGACCAGCCAGGAAAAUCAUAAGGUGCAUUUGUGGGAAGUUGAAACUCUCCAAACCAAGGCAUCAAGUGAGAAGAUUGCAGAGCUAAAGGAGCAGCAGAAAACCCAUCCAGGGUCAAAGUCCUGUGGAACUGAAGCGCAUAGGAAGACUUUUCACCAGAAAUCAAAGGGCACCAGGAGUCGAAAGUCUCAGACCCGUAGGAAAGUCACCCGUCAUGUGUCAGCUCUCAGUGAAGCUCGGGGGCUUCGGAAGAGUGGGCAAGGCAGGGAAGCUUCCUUCCAGAGCUCCCGUGCUACCGUGUGUCAGGAAGCGCCUACGGAUGUGCAAUGUUGUGAACGUACGGAAUGCAGAAAGGCUUUCUCCCUCAGGUCAUACCUCACCCAACAUCAGAAAAUCCACACAGGCAAGAAGGCCUUUGAGUGUUCAGAGUGUGGGAGGGCCUUCUACACCAAGGGGAAACUGACUGUGCAUCAGAUAAUUCAUACAGGGGAGAAGCCCUACAAGUGUACAGGGUGUGGGAAGGCUUUCUCCCUCAAGACGUACCUCACCCAACAUCAGAAAAUCCACACAGGCAAGAAGCCUUAUGAAUGUGCAGAGUGUGGGAAAGCCUUCUACCGAUUAGCACACCUCACUUUACAUCAGAGAACUCACACCAAUGAGAAGCCCUAUGCUUGUACAAAAUGCCAGAAGUCUUUCUACUGCCAGUCCCAGCUUAAGCUACAUCAGCGAACUCAUACGGGUGAGAAGCCUUUUAAGUGCAUGGAAUGUGGAAGACCUUUCUACUAUAAGUCACACCUAACUCGACAUCAGAGAAUUCACAGCAAUGAGAAGAAGCCCUUUGAAUGUGCAGAAUGUGAGAAAGCCUUCUACUGCAAGUCGGACCUCACUGCGCAUCAGAGGUCUCACACGGGCGAGAAGCCCUAUGCCUGUAUGGAGUGUGGGAAAUCAUUCCACCAUAAGUCCACACUCCUUCUACAUCAGAGGACUCACGUAGGCGAGAAGUCGUAUGCGUGCUCAGACUGUGGCAAAGUUUUCUACUGCAAGUCACAUCUCACUCUACAUCAGACCAUACAUACAGAUACACGCCCCUAUGUGUGCACAGAGUGUGGCAAAUAUUUCUACUAUAAGUCACAACUCAUUGUACAUGGACGGACUCACACAGGCGAUAAGCCCUAUGAAUGUAGAGAAUGUGGGAAAGCCUUCUCCCGCAAGCCACACCUCACUCGACAUCAAAGUACUCACACAGGUAAGAGUGAUUUGAAUGCAAAUCAUGUGGGAAUGCUUUCUGCUGCCAGUCACAACUCGCGGUACACCAGGGAGCACACGCAUGUGGCAGGCGUUCUGAAGGAAAAGAAUGCAGGAUAG
Molecule: messenger RNA, 1653 nt
Organism: Arvicola amphibius (Eurasian water vole)
Lineage: Eukaryota; Metazoa; Chordata; Mammalia; Rodentia; Cricetidae
Product: zinc finger protein OZF-like
Exons: 6
Coding region: 1-1653 (550 amino acids)
Biological process (GO): regulation of transcription by RNA polymerase II
Molecular function (GO): RNA polymerase II cis-regulatory region sequence-specific DNA binding; DNA-binding transcription factor activity, RNA polymerase II-specific
Source: RefSeq, a predicted model, not a curated record